ACACAAACAGCUGACUUGAAAUAUGUAAGAAGAAAUCUAGAAUAGAGAGUAUCGAGAAUGUGUAAAUAAAAAAUAUAAAUAUAAAUAUUUUUUUGUUUAAUCAUACUCUGUGCUAAAAAAUGGAUGUCCAGAGACACUCUGUACGUACAUUAGUUUUUCGUUCCUUAAAAAGAACUCAUGACAUGUUUUUAUUAAAUCAAGGAACUUUGCCACCAGUGGAUCCUACUUUACAACAAGUAAAAAAAGCUAUAAAAGCGAAAGAUAGUUACGGUCCAGUAUUGGAACGUGUAAAGCAAAAUAACAUAGCUAAAGCUCAGCAAGAAAAUAAUGCUGUAGAUCCUCCACCACCAGGAGAUGAAACUUUUGAAGCUAAUAUUACUUCAGCAAUUGUUCCUUACAAUAUAACACAGGGAAACACAGGGAUAGUUGCAACAGCUACAAGUGGAGGAGUUAAUGCAAAUAGUAAUGCACUAACAAUACCCCAAAAGAAAACACCUUCAAUGGCUAAACCAAAGUGGCAUGCGCCUUGGAAAUUGUAUAGAGUUAUUAGCGGUCAUCUCGGAUGGGUGAGAUGUUGUGCUGUCGAACCUGGAAAUGAAUGGUUUGCCACUGGUUCAGCUGAUAGAGUAAUCAAAAUAUGGGACCUCGCAAGCGGAAAACUCAAAGUUUCUUUAACUGGUCACAUAAGCAGCGUACGCGGUCUCGCUUUUUCUCAAAGGCAUCCUUACCUGUUUUCUUGUGGUGAAGACCGUCAAGUUAAAUGCUGGGAUCUCGAAUAUAACAAAGUAAUCAGACAUUAUCAUGGACAUCUAUCGGCUGUAUAUUCUAUGGCGUUGCAUCCCACCGUAGAUGUUCUCGUAACAGCGGGACGAGAUUCUACUGGAAGAGUAUGGGAUAUGCGUACCAAAGCAAACGUCCAUACACUUGUCGGGCAUACUAACACAGUAGCUAGUGUGAUUUGUCAGUCUGCCGAACCACAAAUUGUCACCGGCAGCCACGAUUGUACAAUUCGCUUAUGGGAUUUGGCUGCUGGAAAAUCCAGAGCCACCCUGACGAAUCACAAGAAAAGCGUUAGAGCUUUGUCGUUUCAUCCAUCAUUAUACAUGUUUGCCUCGGCGUCGCCGGACAAUAUCAAACAGUGGAAAUGUCCAGAAGGGAAAUUUAUUCAAAACUUGUCAGGUCACAAUGCUAUAGUUAAUUGUCUAGCUGUAAAUGCUGAUGGAGUUUUAGUAUCUGGCGCUGACAAUGGUACUAUGCACCUUUGGGAUUGGAGAACUGGAUAUAACUUCCAGCGACUACAAGCUCCAGUUCAACCUGGUUCAAUGGACAGUGAGGCGGGAAUAUUCAGCAUUACAUUUGAUAUGUCGGGCACUCGCAUGAUUACAACAGAAGCUGAUAAAACUAUAAAAGUAUAUAAAGAAGAUGACACUGCUACUGAAAAAACACAUCCUAUUGACUGGCGACCUGACAUAAUAAAGCGAAGAAAAUACUGAGGAUCAUAAUGAAUCAUGAUCAAUUAUAAACUAUUUAAUUUAUAUAAAGCCUAUUUUAUAAAAUUUUGUCUAUUUUGAAUAUUCAAAAAUUGUAAAAAAACAUUCUAUGAAAUAACAUUAGGUGUUUUUAAAGUUCUUCAUUCAAAUCGAAAUCUUCCUCGGGAAAAUCUCCGACUUUCACAUAUGUUGGCUUCACAAAUCCACCAUACUUUGGUGGACAUUCAAAAUAUCUUUUACCACUGACACUGUUGACAAUGUAAAAAGCAUAAAGAAAAAUAUUUCGACAUCA
Camponotus floridanus (Florida carpenter ant) is the source of this 1782-nucleotide messenger RNA. It is a transcript of the gene Tango4, whose product is annotated as pleiotropic regulator 1. Gene Ontology annotation, biological process: mRNA splicing, via spliceosome. The coding region runs from base 120 to 1493 and encodes 457 amino acids. Gene Ontology annotation, cellular component: Prp19 complex; catalytic step 2 spliceosome; precatalytic spliceosome. The record is from RefSeq and is a predicted model, not a curated record. NCBI's taxonomy places the organism in Eukaryota, Metazoa, Arthropoda, Insecta, Hymenoptera, Formicidae. Gene Ontology annotation, molecular function: protein binding. The transcript is spliced from 6 exons.